AGGGGGUUGGUGCCAGAGCCUCAGCCCGGCUGCGGGGGCGUGUCCCGGGGCGGGCAUCCCCAGGCCCCGGCUGAGGAGGGGCCAGCCUGGUGGCCGCGGAGGGGCCAGCGGCGGCCAGAGACUCAGUGCAGGGCGGAGGGCGCGGGCCGAGCGGGGCCAUGGAGCGUGGGGUGGCGGAGGCGGCUGGGCCCGGGGACCUGCUGCAGGCCCUGCUGGAGGGCGCCGGGGGCCGGGGCCGGGUGCUUCUGGUGGCUGAGCUGUGGGAGCGGGAACAGAGCCGCAGCCUAAUGAGGGACUUCGCCCGCCACGUCUUCCCGGAGCCGCGGGAGGAAGAGGAGGAAGAGGAGGAGGAAGCAGAAGAGAAGGAGGAGGAGGAGGAGGAGGAGGAGGGAGGAGGAGGAGAGGAGGAGGAGGAGGAGGAAGAGGAGGCGCGGGCGGCUGGCAGCAAGCCCGGAGGCCCGCAGGAGGCGGAGGCUGGGGAGGCCAGCGGUAAGCCCGGAGGCCCGCAGGAGGCGGCGGCGGCGCGGGCUCCUGGCAGCGGACCCCCGGAGCGGGCCAUCCGCUCCCCACUCGUGUUCGUGCUGUGCCGAGAAGCUUCUCUGCGGGCCCCGGAGCCGCGCCUGCGCCUGCGGGAGAUCCUGCGGGACGUGCGCGCUCGGCGGCGGCAGCGGCCUCGUUGGCGGCCCAGGUGGCGGCCCCUUCCUUGGGGGCACGCGGGGGACUGCGGUGGAGGAGGCGGCGCAGCGCUAGUCGGGGUGCUGGUGGAGGAGCCUGGCGGCGGCCGCGCCAACAGCCAAGGCGCGGAGGAGGGAAGCGAGGCCGAGGCCAUGCACCUGCUGGAGGCACUGUUGCGCUCCGUGUUCGGUCGGGACGCGGGCGGCCCAGUGCAGGCGGCCUCCUACUGCCCCGUGCGUCCGAGCAGCGCCGCAGAAGUGCAGAGCGCAGCCUGCAGGGCCUUGCGAGCAGCCGCGGGCCAGCGGCCUCCAGAGAGGCUGAGGGAGAGGCUGGGAUUCCAAAGGCUGCUAGGAUGUUUUCCUUGGUCAUCAUGGAGCAGGAGGAAGGGCUGGGCCAACACCACUACCACCAGCCCAGCUGAGGAUGGUUUCCAGGACCCCUCAGAGGAGCUGGCACUGACAGUUCUGUCUCCCAAUGGACACUGUGAGGACAUCGAGGGAAGGACAGGGGCCUAGAUGCCCCAGGCCACCACCCAGAUCCUGGAGUGACAGGCUGUGAGCACCAAUGGGACUUAGGACCUUUGGGUUCUGUUCCUGCCCCUGCCUCAUCUUGAAGGCUGGAGCUGGGCCGUUCCCUAUUCUAUGCUCCAAUCUGUCUCCAUCCCAAGUGGAAAGUGAUGGUACCUGCCACCUCUAUACCUUUCACUAGUGUGGUGAGACAGGGUUGGUGAUCAGAGAAGAAGUGUGCCUCACUGACCUGAGCAGCGGAUGGCAAAAUUGGGCUUUCUGGGAUCUGCUCCUAGCCCAGAGCUAUCUUACUCUGUGUUCAAGGCUGUUACUUCAUUACUCUAUGCCUCAGUUUAUCAGUCUGUAAAUUGAAAGGAAGAUACACCCACCUUGUAGUGGUGUUAUAUGAAGUCCCUACCUUGGGAAGGGUGACAUAGGACUUUGUAGAUCUACAGUGUUAUAGAAAUCUCCAUGUUGGUCAAUGUGCGUGAUGGGCUUUGCGUGUGUGCUCAGUCAUACACAUUCCUCAUUUCCACUAUCAUGUAGUGGAAAGAACAUUAACCUAGAAUUUAGGAUACCUAGGCUCUGACACUAGCUCACUAACUGAAAAACUAGGGGCCUCCACUGCCUUAUCUGUAGAAUGAAGGGAAUGGACCAUGUGACCUUAAAAGGUCUUUUCCAGCUAUGACAUUCCUAGAUUGCGUCCUCGAGAAUAAAUAGAUACACCUCGAGGAUAAAUAAAUACACUGUAAAAAAAGUCUCUUAAAAGCACUGGAAGUUCAAGCCAAGUCUAUACAUAAUUUGACUUUUUAGUGUU
Molecule: messenger RNA, 1998 nt
Organism: Phascolarctos cinereus (koala)
Lineage: Eukaryota; Metazoa; Chordata; Mammalia; Diprotodontia; Phascolarctidae
Gene: CUNH2orf72
Product: chromosome unknown C2orf72 homolog
Source: RefSeq, a predicted model, not a curated record